Messenger RNA from Paramecium pentaurelia, 201 nucleotides. Lineage: Eukaryota; Ciliophora; Oligohymenophorea; Peniculida; Parameciidae. The record is from the annotation of a GenBank genome assembly.
AUGAUAAAUGAUACAAUUAUUCCUAAAAAAUAGAAAAUUAGAGAAUUGUAUUUUUGUCUUCUGAUACCAAUUGUUACAAUUGCAACACUGAUAAUCCAAAGUAGAGAACUAAUUGUAAAAUAUUUAUUAAUUACAAUAUAGUAAUCAAAAUGGCUAUAGUAAAUGAAAUGGUUGUUAAUUUAUUUAAGCCAAGUAAUUUGA